CACAGAAUGCCACCCAACGGGAACGAUGUCACUGGAGUGCUCUUCGAGACGGAUGCAGAGACCAGGGACCUGGGCCUGGCCAAGGACCUUAGCAAGCUGAAGACCACCGAUGGCAGGAGGCUGAAGCUGGUCUGGCUCAACAUUAUCCUGUUUGUGGUAGCGCACACGCUCUCCGUGUACGGCUUGUGGCUGCUCUUCGUAGAGUCCACUUGGACCACUUUCCAUUUCCCUGCUGCCUUCUUACUCACCGGAGUGGGCAUCUCCGGCGGCGCCCAUCGUCUGUUCGCUCACCGCACCUUCAAGGCCAACACGCGGCUGAAGCUGAUAUUCCUCUUUCUGGACACCCUGGCCUUCCAGGAUGCAGUAUACUACUGGGUGAGGGAUCACCGCCUGCACCACAAGUACACGGAGACGGACGCUGAUCCGUACAAUUCUGAGCGCGGCUGGUGGUUCGCACACAUCGGCUGGCUGUGCUGCCGCAAGCACCCUGAAGUGAAGGCCAAGGGCCAGCAGAUCGACCUAUCCGACCUGGAGAGUGAUCCGCUGGUGAUGUUCCAGAAGAAAUACUACCUCAUCCUGAUGCCGCUUAUCUGCUUUGUCCUGCCCACCGUGCUGCCGAUGUGGCUUUGGGGCGAGACCCUGAGAACCUCCUUCUAUACGGUGUGCAUGCUCCGGUGGGUCCUCAGCCUGAAUCUCGUGUGGUUGCUGAAUAGUUCGGCUCAUAUGUUUGGGAAUCGGUGUUACGACAAGAAUAUUAAUCCCACGAAUGAGCCAGUGCUUAUUUGGCUGAAAUGUGGCGAAGGCUAUCACAACUACCAUCACGUUUUUCCGUGGGACUACAAGAGCGCCGAGGGGGGUCACUUUGCCAAUGACUUUACAACCAAGUUCAUGUUUUUUGCCAAAAUUGGCUGGGCUUAUGACCUCAAGAGUGUGCCUGCUGACCUUGUUCAACGACGCGUAGAACGAACCGGAGAUGGGACCCAUCCCAUCUGGGGCUGGGGAGACAAGGACCAAACGGAACAGGAUAUUGCCAAUACUAAAAUCAUGCACAAACGGAAGGAUAUGAUUUUUAAAGCAAUUUAAUUGGAAUUAAAUAAUACUUACUAUUUUGUAUUUAUUGUUUUCGCUAGGUACUAUAUCUGUUAUAUGAGCUGGAUUUAUUAUUUUGUCGAAUAAAUACAUCAACUGGGACUCACAUAAA
Messenger RNA from Drosophila kikkawai, 1201 nucleotides. It is a transcript of the gene Fad2, whose product is annotated as Fad2. Gene Ontology annotation, cellular component: endoplasmic reticulum membrane. Gene Ontology annotation, biological process: unsaturated fatty acid biosynthetic process. The record is from RefSeq and is a predicted model, not a curated record. NCBI's taxonomy places the organism in Eukaryota, Metazoa, Arthropoda, Insecta, Diptera, Drosophilidae. Gene Ontology annotation, molecular function: stearoyl-CoA 9-desaturase activity; iron ion binding.